CAGAGCCAGUCUUUGGAGAAGAGUCCUCAUUGGAGGAUUCUGCGGACCCUGCCGUCCCUGGAUCUGUCCUCUCCUCCUGGUUUUGGUGUUCUGCCUCUAAGUCCAUCUUUAGAUCAGAAACAGUUUUAUUAAAAUGUCUGCAGCUUUAGCGCUCGCGCCUCCAUCAGCCUUUUAGAACUGUUCGUUUUGUUUCGGUUGUCCUGGAAACUAUCCACGGGAGCCAAUCAGAAGCCCGCUCUCAUUAAUAUUAACGAGCAGGAUGUGAGCAGGUCGCGCGGCGAGUCUGGUGGUGCGCAUGCGCGGAGCUCUGCCUCCAACAACAAGAAGCAGGAGCCAGGCAACAUGGCCGACCUGGGGAAGAAGUACUGCGUGAACUGCCUCGCUGAUGUGACGAACCUGCGGCUCCGCUGCACCGACUGCCCGGACAUCGAGCUGUGUCCGGAGUGCUUCUCUGCGGGGGCAGAACUCGGGAAUCACCGCAGAUGGCACGGCUACCAGCAGGUCGACGGCGGUCGGUUCUCUCUCUGGGGUCCCGAGGCGGAGGGAGGAUGGACCAGCAGGGAAGAGCAGUCGCUGCUCGAUGCCAUCGAACAGUACGGAUUCGGAAAUUGGGAGGACAUGGCGGCUCACGUCGGGGCGUCCAGGACUCCUCUGGAGGUCAUGGAGCAUUACGUCACCAUGUACAUCCACGGAAACCUGGGAAAGGCGUGCAUCCCCGACAACAUCCCCAACAGAGUGACGGACCAUACGUGCCCGAGCGGAGGUCCGCUGUCGCCCAGCCUCACCACGCCGCUUCCUCCGCUGGACAUCAGCCUGGCGGAGCAGCAGCAGCUGGGCUACAUGCCGCUGCGUGACGACUACGAGAUCGAAUACGACCAGGACGCAGAGAAGCUCAUCAGCGGGCUGUCUGUGAACUAUGACGACGAGGACGUUGAGAUAGAAAUGAAGCGCGCCCACGUGGACAUGUACGUUCGUAAGCUUCGAGAACGCCAGCGACGCAAGAACAUCGCCCGAGACUACAACCUGGUGCCAGGGUUUCUGGGUCGAGACAAGAAAGACAAGGAAAAGGAGAAACCGGGGACGCUGGGUGUGACCGGAGCUGCAGGGGGCGCUGGAGGGGCAGGAGCUGGAGGUGGGACUGUAGGAUCAGGCUCCACAGCAGCCGCAGGCUCCGGUCCUGUACCCGGUACACCAAAGAGGAAGAUCACCAAGGAGGAGAAGGACCAGAGGGUGAGGCUGAGAGGGCUCUGCCAGUUCAUGGCCCAUCGAGAGUUUGAGGACUUCUUUGAGAACAUGCAUAAAGAGCGAGUUCUGAGGGCGAAGGUACGAGAGCUGCAGCGCUACCGCCGCAACGGCAUUGCACGCCUCGAAGAGUCUACCGAGUACGAAGCAGCACGCCACAAACGAGAGAAACGCAAGGAGAACAAGAGUGUGCUCACAUCCAAGAGAGGCAGCGGAGGAGGGGGCGGGCUGGGCUCGGGUUUAGGACUAGGAGGACAAGGAGGAGGUGGGGGCGUGGCUGGAGGGCUGGGUGUUGGAGCUGGGAUCAAAGAGGAGAACAAAGACGGAGAGUUUUCUGCCAUAGAGAACCUGACGGGCUUCGAGCUGCUGUCCGACAGAGAGAAGGUUCUGUGUAACUCUCUGAACCUCAGCCCAGCUCGAUACCUGACCGUCAAAACCAUCAUCAUCAAAGACCACCUGCAGAAGAGGCAGGGCAUCCCGGCCAAGAGCAGGCUGCCCAGCUACCUGGACAAGGUGCUCAAGAAGCGCAUCCUAACCUUCCUCACUGAGAGCGGCUGGAUCUCCAGAGACGCCUCGUAGCGAGGUCAGGGGGACCGGACUGCUGUCUCUACGUGUUCGUACGGAGACUGUGUAAAUAUGUUCAAACUCAGAGAGGACGCUGAAAACACGAACUCAUACAGCAGAGGGUCUGUCUUUACACGGGGCCACAGAACUCCUCACAGGAUGUGGACUCUCACCUGGUCACCAUCAGGUUCACUGAAGGUGUCAGCAGGUAGACCUCUCUGAACAGAUACCCGGGGACAGACGUACAGUGUUUUCAGGCUCUCUCAAACUCUCCCACAGAUAAACUUAAUCCACGUGUAAUGUUUCUGUCUUUCGUCUCUCAGCCUGUAAGAGGAGGACGAGAUCUGACUGAAGCCUCCUGAUGUUGGUCCAGUCUGAAAACACAGUCCGUUCACGAAGCGGACUAACCCAAGCCCUGCUUUCAGAAUGAGUCAGUGAAGCGUGUUGAUGCAGACUCUGUUCUGGCUGUCAGGCUCUGCAGAGUACCUGAGCUUGUGUCCAGGCUCUGCAGCGUACCUGAGCUUGUGUCCAGGCUCUGCAGUGUACCUGAGCUGGUGUUCAGGCUCUGCAGUGUACCUGAGCUGGUGUCCAGGCUCUGCAGUGUACCUGAGCUGGUGUUCAGGCUCUGCAGCGUACCUGAGCUGGUGUUCAGGCUCUGCAGUGUACCUGAGCUGGUGUCCAGUGUUUGAGAUCAUAAGGGUCUUUAUUUUCAAACAUCAGACUCAUGUCUGCACCCUGUGGAGCCCCCCCCUGCUGGACAUGUGAGAGAAUGCAGGUUAAAGGCACUUAACUCCUCAGACUCAAGUCCUGGUCUCAUCAGUGUUCAUAUUGCUAACGCAUACACCAAAGACAUGUGAGAGAAGAAGAGGCGGAUGUUUCAAACAUGCAGAGUAAUAUCAGUACCUCAUGUUUGCAGGGGGUCAGACAGGUGUCCCUGCCUCUCUCUGCGGGUGUGUCUGACCCUGCAGCAGCGUCUCUCUUCAGGCUGAGCUGGGCGAAGGACAGUGAGCAAUGUGAACUGAUUGAUUGUAAGUUGCCUCAGAGGGCUGUGAGAGAGGAGACAGACUCUGUCUCAGGCUGUGAGUUCUGAUCUGUGUCAGGAGAAAGUCUGAUUUUAAAUAACAGCUGAUUUUCUUUCUUCCUUUUAACCCCGUGUGGAGUCAGACAGCAGCGCUGAGGCAGAAGAGGCGUGUGUCUCACACUCUGCUCUCUGCCUCAGGUCUGUGUUACCUGUGAAGCGCUGAGACUGGGUGCGGGCUGCUUCACGGCCGUUUACACUGUAUUUGACUCAGACCACAGCACUGAAUGUGUGUUAGUCCUCUGCAGAAAGUAGUCCCCAGCAGACGCACUGUGUUUCGUUUUGAGUUGAUUUCAGCUGUUUUAGGAUAAACAUGCUGAUUUAGAAAACAUGUAAUAAACACACUGAUGAAACUCUUCGCCUGUACGAACACCUGAGGAGCCGUCUGACUGAGCUGGGACGUGGUCUCUCGUUUGUUGGUUAUUACAAAGAGAGCUGCCGGCUCGUCUUAAAGUGAUAAAGACUGAGUACGAGUGUUUUAACUCAACUCGCAGGAUAUGACUCCUCCCCUUCACUGCAUGUUCACGCUCACGUCCUCAUCCUCAGAGAUCCUCUGAAGCUUUGAGCUUUUUAUUCAGUGGUCAGAUUAACCCCUGAACCAAAACACGCCACACACACACACACACAUUGAAAACAUUCAUUCAUACUGCAGACAGUCUCUGUAACGUCAGUGAGGAGGCAGAGAGAGGACAGCACUAAAUAUACUCAGGACUCUGAGGCGCCUGGGCUGAGAUUGUCCUUAGAUAAUGAGCGUCCCGUGUUUUACAGACGUAAUGUCAUCUUUCACACACCUCGUCGGUCACCUCAUGUGCACACACGCUCUGUGCACGGCUGCGUCAGCGUCGUGUCUGCUGACUGACAUGUUGUGAUGGAGAUUUGAUGGAGCCUGAAAACUGAGGAGAUGUGAAGAGAUGUGAGGAGACGUGAGCCUCAGUAAGUUUGGUCAGAUGAUAAAAAAAAGUCUUUUGAGGUCAGAGACUGAAAGCUUUUGAACUGUUGAUCUGAUUCAGAGCCCGUAAACCAAACAUGACCUGAAACUGUCCCAUGAGUUUGAUGGCUGUAAAUUGAAUGUAGAUUCAGAUUUCUGCAUGAACCAAACGUUCAAAGUGUUUAAUUGUGAAAUGAAAAUAUUGUAUUUUCCUUCAGUGGGAGUAUUUUUUGUAAGGGAGGGUUUGCUUACGGUCCCAGCAUGUAAAUAUUUUUGUAAGAUAACGGGGAAAGAGAGACUAUACGGAUGGACGUGUGAGAUGUACAGUAUUUUGAGUCCUUUUAUAGCUUUUGUAAUAAAUAGGUUUUGGAUGACAGGUUUUCUGACACUGGCUGUGGAGGUGGCAUGCUGAUGAGUCUGAUGCUGUGUUUGUUGUCCUGUCACCUUGUUGUUGUUGAAAAUGACACGGUGUGUUUGGAGUUGUAUUAAAGUGCAGAUACUUUAUCAUUCUGAA
Molecule: messenger RNA, 4326 nt
Organism: Notolabrus celidotus (New Zealand spotty)
Lineage: Eukaryota; Metazoa; Chordata; Actinopteri; Labriformes; Labridae
Gene: tada2b
Product: transcriptional adaptor 2B
Exons: 2
Coding region: 343-1821 (492 amino acids)
Biological process (GO): regulation of transcription by RNA polymerase II; chromatin remodeling
Cellular component (GO): nucleus; SAGA-type complex
Molecular function (GO): chromatin binding; transcription coactivator activity; zinc ion binding
Source: RefSeq, a predicted model, not a curated record